This is a messenger RNA of Aspergillus tanneri, 2145 nucleotides long. RefSeq names its product putative chromatin assembly factor 1 subunit B. Gene Ontology annotation, molecular function: protein binding. Gene Ontology annotation, biological process: nucleosome assembly; DNA replication-dependent chromatin assembly. The transcript has 6 exons. Gene Ontology annotation, cellular component: nucleus; CAF-1 complex. Bases 1 to 2145 code for a protein of 714 amino acids. The record is from RefSeq and is a predicted model, not a curated record. NCBI's taxonomy places the organism in Eukaryota, Fungi, Ascomycota, Eurotiomycetes, Eurotiales, Aspergillaceae.
AUGAAGGCGACUCCGCUACUCAUCGCGUGGCACAACGACAAUGCCCCCAUCUACUCGGUACAUUUCGAUCCCAAUGGCAAAGGUCGCCUGGCGACGGCUGGAAAUGAUAACAAUGUCCGAUUAUGGAGAGUGGAAUCAACCGGCGAAGAGCGAAAAGUGUCUUAUUUGAGCACGUUGGUGAAGCACACGCAAGCAGUCAAUGUAGUCCGGUUUAGCCCCAAAGGCGAGAUGCUGGCAUCUGCCGGGGAUGACGGUAACGUCUUACUCUGGGUCCCGUCGGAACUACAAACUCAGGGUGGACUGGGAGAGGAUCGAUCGGAUGACCAGGAAACAUGGCGAGUCAAACAUAUGUGCCGUUCAUCUGGCGCAGAGAUCUAUGACCUCGCUUGGUCCCCCGAUGGGGUCUUCAUUAUCACCGGGAGUAUGGAUAAUAUCGCCCGGAUUUAUAACGCCCAAACCGGACAAAUGGUGCGCCAAAUUGCCGAACACUCGCACUACGUCCAAGGGGUAGCAUGGGAUCCCCUCAACGAGUUUGUCGCGACCCAAUCGUCUGACAGAUCAGUUCACAUAUAUACACUGAAGACAAAGGAUGGCCAAUUCACCUUGACUUCCCACGGGAAAUUCUUGAAGAUGGAUCUGCCGGCCAAACGCAUUGCCUCUAGUAGUCCUGCUCCGCCAGAUCCUGCCAUCCGGUCUCAGACAGCCACCAGCAAUGCAGCCGCUAUCACUUCCCCCGCGCCAUCCACCCCCGGCACUCCAAUGGCCUCGAAUCUCCCCAUGGAUCCCCCUCCUGUGUCCCAUAGUCGACGUUCCUCCUUUGGAUCCUCCCCAUCUAUCCGCCGAUCUGCGUCUCCUGCUCCGUCGCUGCCGCUGCCGGCGGUUAAGCCGCUGGAGGUGCCAUCUCCCGGUGUCUUGAGUGGGCUGGGUGUCAAAAACGCCAACAUCUAUGCUAACGAGACUUUCACCUCUUUCUUCAGGCGAUUAACUUUCGCCCCCGACGGUAGCUUACUAUUCACACCAGCAGGUCAGUACAAGACGUCGCAUGUAUCAGCGACGGAUUCUACCAAGACGACAGAUGAGAUCAUCAACACUGUCUACGUCUACACGCGGGCGGGCUUUAACAAACCCCCCAUUUCACACCUCCCCGGCCACAAGAAGCCUUCGGUGGCGGUUAAAUGCUCUCCUGUGUUCUACAGUCUACGACAGGCCCCUCAGCCGGCGUGCCAUAUUACUUUGGACACUUCCUCGGGAGAAGAGGCGUUUGCUUCUCUCCCAGACCCGGUGGUGAGCUCCACGGGGGAGAAUUCCUCGAUAAGGCCGCCUUCGUCGGUUCCGGCAGCUGGUGACCUUCCAUCCAAAAAUAGCCAGACCUCGAAAGACGAGAGCCCCCUAUCUACCCCCACUCCAACACCUGUUUUCAAUCUCCCCUAUCGAAUUGUAUAUGCCGUGGCUACACAGGAUGCCAUUCUGGUCUACGAUACCCAGCAGCAGACGCCGAUCUGCGUGGUGAGCAAUCUACACUUUGCUACCUUCACGGAUUUGGCAUGGUCGAACGAUGGCUUGACUUUGAUUAUGAGUUCGUCGGACGGAUUCUGUUCUACGCUCACCUUUACGCCGGGAGAAUUAGGCCAGACGUAUAACGCCCCGGUGGCAACGGCUCACCAGGUUGGAAACGCUGGCGUGCAGCCCACCAGUCACACCACUGUACCGCCGACGAAGCCGAGCCCUGUUGCUGCUCCAGUCAACGCAGCCCAGGCCCCUCCGGCCAGUCCGGCCCGGUCCAACUCCGUGUCUUCAGUUACAACGCAGUCCACUACUCAGCAAGCAACGGGAUCUGUGGUCAACAAUCCAACGCCCACCCUAGGGUCUGUGCCGUUGGUGACGGCGGCUCAUUCAUCGCAACCUCCCACGCUUCCGCUCUCAACACCGCCACAGACACCCUUGUCUGCUGUUUCCCAGAGUGGCACAAGUUCCGUCAGCAAUAGUGUCCUAGGCAAACGUGCGGGCGAGUCCGAGAAGGAAGAAGACCAUACGGUACCACAGGUACAACAACCGAAGAAGAGACGAGUAGCACCAACUCUUGUUUCAGCCGGGAAUGACGCUUCCCGGCCAGACGAGUCUCAGAAGGCCGACGGUAACAGUUAA